Molecule: messenger RNA, 1144 nt
Organism: Ostrinia nubilalis (European corn borer)
Lineage: Eukaryota; Metazoa; Arthropoda; Insecta; Lepidoptera; Crambidae
Gene: Echs1
Product: probable enoyl-CoA hydratase, mitochondrial
Exons: 6
Coding region: 123-1016 (297 amino acids)
Biological process (GO): fatty acid beta-oxidation
Cellular component (GO): mitochondrion
Molecular function (GO): enoyl-CoA hydratase activity
Source: RefSeq, a predicted model, not a curated record
UGACAUUUGUUAUCAACGACGAGUAUCAAAGUUCAUCCAACACUUUUGGAACAGCCACUUUGUUGAAGUUGCUUUUGUGAAAGGCAAAGUUUUAUUGACUCUCGUCAAACUUCAAUUUUAAAAUGGCUUCGGUUGGUUCACUAACUCGUGUUUUGCUAGGGAAAAAUGUUGUCAACACUAGCCGUGUGGCGACGCUCUCAAAUACCGGUUUGGUUAAGUUCUACAGUGCUGCCCCGUCAUACGAAAACAUCAAGACUGAAGUAGUUGGUGCCAAGAAAAAUGUAGGCAUCGUCCAGCUGUACAGGCCCAAGGCCCUCAACGCACUCUGCAAGCCCCUUUUCCAGGAACUGGGUCAAGCCGUCAAGGCCUUCGAUGCUGAUGACUCAAUCUCGGCCAUUAUUAUCACAGGUAAUGAGAAAGCUUUUGCUGCUGGUGCUGACAUCAAAGAGAUGCAAAAUAACACAUACAGCUCAAACCAGAAAGCAGGGUUCCUGCAAGAGUGGGAAGACAUCAGCAACUGUGGCAAGCCAAUCAUUGCUGCCGUCAAUGGUUUCGCUCUUGGUGGAGGUUGCGAGCUCGCCAUGCUCUGUGACAUCAUCUACGCCGGCGAGAAGGCCAAGUUUGGCCAGCCUGAGAUCAACAUCGGAACCAUUCCCGGAGCUGGAGGCACCCAGCGUCUGCCAAGAUACGUCGGCAAGUCUAAGGCUAUGGAGAUCGUUUUGACUGGCAACUUCAUCGACGCCCAUGAAGCUGAGAAAAUGGGAUUGGUGAGCCGCGUGUUCCCAGUGGACAAACUGUUAGAGGAAACAAUCAAACUCGCUGAGAGGAUCGGAACGCACUCGCCUCUGAUCGUAAAGAUGGCGAAACAAGCCGUCAACCAGGCCUAUGAGACCAACCUCAAGGCUGGUCUUCAAUAUGAAAAGUCUAUCUUCUAUGGCACCUUCGCUACUGCUGAUCGCAAGGAAGGUAUGACUGCAUUUAUCGAAAAGAGAGCGCCCAACUUCAAGAACGAAUAAAUGGUACAUUAUAUAAAUUUUAUUAUAUUUUUUGUGCUGCAUAGAUUUAAGCAAAAGUGCAAUCAGGUUUGUCCCACUUUUAUAUUGUUAAAAAAAAUGUUAUACAGAAUGAAAGUUUAUUUUCGAAA